Messenger RNA from Suillus paluster, 2973 nucleotides. RefSeq names its product CHAT domain-containing protein. NCBI's taxonomy places the organism in Eukaryota, Fungi, Basidiomycota, Agaricomycetes, Boletales, Suillaceae. Gene Ontology annotation, molecular function: protein binding. The record is from RefSeq and is a predicted model, not a curated record. The transcript is spliced from 6 exons. The coding region runs from base 1 to 2973 and encodes 990 amino acids.
AUGGAGAUCAGGGCAUCCUUUGAGUGCGGUGGAAUGCUAGGUCAUGGAGAACUCAUUGGAAAGCUUGAAAGGUCGUGGAAUGAGCUUCUCAAUAAUGGAGAUGAGCCUUUUGAUUUGUCCUUCCCGCUCAUUCGAGGUGUCCAUCCUUCUCUCACGCUGAAGGCCGCUUCUGUGCAUGCUCGUGGAAACGACGAUGGUGGGCUGUUAGAUUGUGUUGUUGACUGCCAGAUUGUUCGGGAUACAGACACGGGCCACUCAAAAUUUGCCGAGUACAUGAUAAGCAAGGUGGUCUCUCACCUGAAUGAUGCAGUGGAGCGAUUUCAAUCGGUUCUGGACCAGUGUCCGGCUGGCCAUCCUGACCAUGCAGCCGCUGCCACCAACCUCGAUCGUGAAGACAUUGACGCUACUACCUCUCUAUUCCGCGACGCCCUCGCAUUGUGUCCGCAGGGCCACCCCGAUCGUCCGUUGUCUCUCUACCAUCUCACCAAUGCGCUAAUAUGGCACUACAACAAUCAACAUACCACCAAUGAUAUCUGUGAAUGCGCUAAACUCCACUAUGAGCUCCUGUCCCUCUGUCCCGAUGGCACUUAUCUUCGCAGCAUCACAGUAGGAGGAAAUGGUGAUUAUGUGAUCCUCGCAUGCAACAAUCUUGCACCGGAUGGAUCUGAUGAAGGAAUCCAACUCCGACGACUCGUGCUUGAGCUCUGUCCUCUGGGACAUCAGCACCAUCUCAGUGCCUUUAAUAAACUUUCAUGGGCCCUCAGGGAACGAUUUACACAAUAUGGCAACAUUGAUGAUUUAGACGAGAUUAUACAAUGCUUCCGUGAGGUUGUUUCAACUCUGGCCCCCAAAGGAUGCCAUCAUCAUGGAACUUACUUGAACAACUUGGCAUUGUCUAUCGCAUGGCACUUCGAUCACCAAGGCAAAUCUCAUGACCUUGACGAGGCCAUCUCUUUGUAUGAAGAGGUGCUGUGCCUGUUCCCUAUUGGGCAUGCAUCUCGUGAUGCACCAUUGGACAACCUAGGGGGCGCACUCCACACCUGUUUCAUCCAAUGCGGUGACAUUAAUGACAUCAACAGAGCUAUCAGCCUCUAUCAUGAGGCACUAACAUUGUGCCCACCUGGGCAUCCAACCUGUGACAGCACACUUAACAACCUUGCCAUCGCGCUCGCCACCAGAUAUGACAAAUUCAAUCCCAGCGAGGACCUUAAUGAGGCCGUCAAUCUGCACCAUCAAUCUCUUCGGUUAAGACAGCUUGACAAUCCUCAGCGCCACCGAAAUCUUGUCAAUUUCAGCUCAGCACUCUGCUCUCGUUUCAUGGAAACUCGGAACAAUAGAGAUAUUAAGGAGGCCAUCAAUCUCUGCCAGCAAUCAUUGGCAGUUUUGCCCUCACUGCACCCGGAUAGAUAUUUCAGCUAUGUGUGGCUGAAGGAUGCCUAUCUUGCUCGUUAUCAGGUGCAACACAACCCUGCUGAUUUGUCACUCGCAUUAGAGAACUCCAGAUUGGCAUCACUACACCCCACUCAAGGCUUGCCGCAAUGCAUCAUUGCAGCAUGUAAUUGGAUUGUUGCAGCGGAGCAACACAAUAAUGAUGGAUCUGCACUGGAGGCCUAUGCACUAUUUUUUGAGCUUCUUGACGCACAUCUAGCCACACGAUCAUCAACCACGUCGCAGCGCGAAGCUACUGCCGCCUUAAAUUAUGCCAGUACACUCCCUGUAGAUGCUGCAACAUGUGCCUUGCGCCAUCAUAACCUACAAAAGGCCGUCGAACUCGUGGAGCAAGGCCGUUGCCACCAAUGGUCGCUGGCCUCUCGCCUGAGGACUCCACUUGAAGACCUUGAGUUCACAAAUCCCAACCUAGCUCACAAAUUCUCUGCGCUCAGCAAGCGCCUGUCAGACGCUCAGGGUGCCAUAGGCAGCGCAGACCGAGCUACUGCUGAUAGGGCAGUAGUAGAGUACAGAAGACUUACGAAGGAAUGGGACACUGUGGUGGCCGAAAUUCGUAAUCAUCAAGAUUUCUCACGAUUCCUGCUUCCACCGUCAUACACAGAACUGCAAAUUGCAGCAUCUCAUGGCCCAGUUAUCAUCCUCAAUGCCAGCAAGUACUUGUGCGACGCCCUCGUCAUCCCUACGUCAGGGCAGCCCUACCAUGUCCCCUUCCCUUCUCUCGCUCUCGCACAUCUCGAGGUGCUCAAGGACGACUUCACAAAAGCAAUACGACAGACAUCUGGUAUGCGCCAAGAGGUGCCAAGGACAGCGCUGAUGGCACUGUUGCGGAGGAUAUGGGAUGUGGUCAUGCUACCCAUUAUCCAAGUGCUCCAGCAUGUUCUAAAAUUGCUGCACCACUCUCGAAUCUGGCUGUAUCCGACAGCAGUUUUUACCUCGAUUCCUCUCCAUGCAGAUCUCUACAUCUGCUCUUACACGCCGACACUUUCGGCUUUGAUCAGAUCUCGACAGAUGAUGAAGAACCACACCACUCCGUCUUUUGUGGUGAUCAGGCAAAGUCGAGGGGCUGGACAAGGCGAAGAGCUCUUGGCUGUUGAAAAUGAGCUCGAGCUCGUCCGUAAGCUUGUCCCCGCAACGGCUGACCCCACUACUCUUUUCGGGGAUGCAGCCACGCGAGCAGGUGCACUCGAAGCUUUGCAAAGUAACACAUGGGUGCACCUCGCUUGUCAUGGCAAGCAGGACCACGAGGAGCCUUACUAUUCACAUUUCGCCAUGAGAGACACCUGCCUCACGUUGCUUGACAUCAACAAUGCCCACAAGCUGAAUUCGUGUGAUGAGAAGAUGCCUGAUGAAGUUAUACACCUUGCAGCUGGUCUGCAAUUUUCUGGGUUCAAGAGCGUUGUUGGCACACUGUGGGCGGUCGAUGAUGCUGUUGCAAAACAUGUUGUGGAAGCAUUCUAUCAGGAUAUAUUCAAGGAUUUGAAGGAGGGUGACAUUGACUGUACGAAGGGCGGUGUCAGCACUUAA